Molecule: messenger RNA, 996 nt
Organism: Carya illinoinensis
Lineage: Eukaryota; Viridiplantae; Streptophyta; Magnoliopsida; Fagales; Juglandaceae
Product: pectinesterase inhibitor-like
Exons: 1
Coding region: 481-996 (171 amino acids)
Molecular function (GO): enzyme inhibitor activity
Source: RefSeq, a predicted model, not a curated record
UUUACCCGGAUUGCAUGGACAAUCUAGAGACAGAAAACUCCAUACCCUCUUUCUUUCUCUCUCCGUUUGCCAAUUGGAGGAGCCAAAUUACAGGACAGGAUCUAAUAAUCUGUUAUGGUAAUUUAAGCCAGAUCAAAACUCAACAAACAACAAAAUUUGAACAAGUCUUGCUACAAACAUGGGAAGAGAUAAUGCAGACAACUACAGAAACAUUGGAAUAGAUUGCCGAAACUCCUAAUUCAGGCUCAACCAAACUCAUGUUUUCCAUGCAAAGAGAAAUGAAGAGCCCAAAGAAAUCGCUUAAACAUGAGCUUUUCUCCAGCACAUACCAAACCCCCCACCCGCAAAAAAACUUCUCCUUAUAUAAUUUACUUCCGCAAUGGGUAGUAAAUCACAACAUUCCAAUACUUCUACUUUCUCCCAUUUGUCAGCAGAAAAGAUCUUUGUUUUUUGCAGAGAAAAAUUUUCUGUCUUGACAACAUGAAGCCCAUCUUCAAGCUAUUCUUUGGGUUGCUUUUCACUCUCUGCCCAUACACCAUUCUUGCUCACAACAAAGACCUUAAUUUGAUCACCACAGCUUGUGAUCGCACUCUGUACAAAAACCUGUGCAGAGCAGUUUUGUCAAGUCACCCCAAGGCCCGUACGGCCACUGAACUUCGCGUCCUAGCCAGAGUUGCCCUGAAGUACGCACUAGUCAGUGCUAAGCAAGUGGAAACCCAAAUCAGCAAACUGAAGGAUGCAUCUGCAGCCCUCAAAGAUUGCGCUGAGAACUUCCGGAGUGCAAAUCAACAAAUCAGUUACUCCUUCAAGGCCUUGAAAUCUAAGAGUUAUAGUGAUGUUAAUAUAUGGGUGAGUGCUGCCAUGACCGGAGUCGAUUCUUGUGAGGAAGGUUUCAAGGACCUGAAAAGCAACUCCCCAAUUGCUAAAUCAAGCAAGACAUUCAACCAGCUCUGCAGCAUUGUCUUGGCCUUUACCAAUCAACUGAACGGUCACUAA